UAUUAUUACCGUUACUGCUAACUACUAGUACUAAGUUAGUAAUGUGAUUAUCAUCAGACCGUCAAUUUAUUGAAACGUUGAUCCACUCACUUUCUAGGGCUGACCUCUCUCUCUCUCUCUCUUCUAAAAUCCAAAGUUUGAGACCCUCGCCGUUUCUCUCUCUCUCUCUCUCUCUCUCUCUCUCUCUCUCUCUCCAUCAUCGUUUUCUUCGUUUUCCUCAGUGAAGCGAAUCAUCAUCUGCAAGUGUGGCAGUGGCCGGGUGGGGUUUAGAUAGAUCUGGGGGGAGGGGAUUUGAAUGGCUUACAUGUGCACUACUACUGAUAGUGGCAAUCUUAUGGCUAUCGCUCAACAAGUCAUCAAACAGAAGCAGCAACAAGAGCAACAACAACAGCAACAUCAUCAUCAUCAAGACCAUCAGCUUUUUGGUAUCAACCCUUUGUCUCUUAACCCAUGGCCCAACAACACUUCCCUCGGGUUUAGUCUCUCCGGUUCUGCUUUUCCCGACCUUUUUCAAGUUACCGCCGGCGGAGAUUCCAACGAUCCUGCCUUUCCGUUUCCUUCUUUAGACGACCACCACCACGCUACUACCACCGGAGGAGGUGGAUUUAGACUCUCUGAUUUCGGCGGUGGAUCCGACGGCGCCGAGUUUGAGUCCGACGAGUGGAUGGAGACUCUUAUUACCGGUGGAGGAGACUCCGUCGCGGCUACUGCUACGGAUUUCACAAUCUACGGUCCUGAUCCAUUCGCUACCUACCCGAGUCGACUCAGUUCAGAUCUAAACAACCGAGUCAUCGAUACGUCGAGUCCACUUCCUCCGCCGACCCUGUGGCCUCCUUCUUCGCCAUUAUCGAUUCCUCCUCAUGAGACAACAACAACAACAACAACAGCCACAGAAGAUCUAGAGACUAACGACUCCGACUUCGACCUGGAACCACCUCUCCUCAAAGCCAUCUACGACUGUGCUCGGAUCUCAGACUCUGACCCGAACGAAGCUUCAAAGUCCCUCGUUCAGAUCCGUGAAUCUGUAUCGGAGCUAGGUGAUCCCACUGAGCGAGUUGGCUUUUACUUCGCGGAGGCUCUCUCCAACAGACUAUCUCCUGAUUAUUCGACGACGACGUCUUCGUCGGAGGAGGAGGAUUUAAUCAUAUCUUACAAAACCCUAAACGACGCUUGUCCUUACUCCAAAUUCGCACAUUUGACGGCAAAUCAAGCGAUUCUAGAAGCGACGGAGGAUUCAAACAAGAUUCACAUCGUCGAUUUUGGGAUCGUGCAAGGUAUCCAAUGGCCUGCUCUUCUUCAAGCUCUAGCCACUCGUUCUUCUGGUAAGCCCACUCAAAUCCGGGUCUCCGGUAUACCCGCUCCAUCCCUCGGUGAAUCUCCUGAACCGUCGCUAAUCGCCACCGGGAACCGCCUCCGUGAUUUCGCCAAGGUUCUGGAUCUGAAUUUCGAGUUCGUCCCAAUUCUCACUCCCAUACAUUUACUGAACGGGUCAAGUUUCCGGGUCGACCCGGAUGAGGCGCUUGCCGUUAAUUUCAUGCUUCAGCUCUACAAAUUACUCGAGGAGACGCCGACGAUCGUUGACACCGCGCUGCGGCUCGCCAAAUCGUUGAACCCGAGGGUCGUCACUCUCGGUGAGUACGAGGUGAGCUUAAACCGGGUCGGUUUUGCUAAACGGGUUAAAAACGCGAUUCUAUUCUAUUCAGCGGUUUUCGAAUCCCUCGAACCGAACUUGGGGCGUGAUUCCGAAGAGAGAGUGAGAGUGGAGCGAGUACUGUUCGGACGGAGAAUCUCGGGUUUGAUCGGACCGGAGAAAACCGGAAUUCAUAGAGAAAGAAUGGAGCAGAAAGAGCAAUGGCGGGUAUUAAUGGAGAAUGCCGGUUUUGAAUCGGUUAAGCUGAGUAAUUACGCAGUGAGCCAAGCCAAGAUUCUGUUAUGGAAUUACAACUACAGCAGUUUGUAUUCAAUCGUUGAGUCUAAGCCAGGCUUCGUCUCUUUGGCCUGGAAUGAUUUGCCUCUCCUCACUAUUUCUUCUUGGCGAUAACCGAACCGAACCGACCCGGCUUUUUUUUUUUUUAGUUUUGUUUUGUUUUGUUUCAGAAUGUUAUUACUUUUUGGUUAGACAACAAAAAUAUUCAAUUGUUAAUAUACGCUAUGGUUUGCUUUAUUAUAGUGUGUUUUGGUUUUUAGUUUGGAUGUUGAAUUGUUUCAUGGGUAGGUUUUUACUUUCUUUGAAUCCUUAUGUGUGUGUUUAUUUUUCAUAUUUGGAUUUGCGAAGUAGGUGGUUGAAAGCUGUUCUUAGUCGUCUUGGUCAUCAUAUCUCUUUAGAUAAUUUAAACUGGUCUGCAUUUUUAAUUUGUGAAAGUGAGUGGUUCUAGUCAUCUGUUUGAAAUGUAACUACUACUAUUUCUCAAGAUUAGGAAGGUGAAAGCCAACAAUAUUUGUAGUUACUCUUUCA
This is a messenger RNA of Camelina sativa (false flax), 2455 nucleotides long. The record is from RefSeq and is a predicted model, not a curated record. Lineage: Eukaryota; Viridiplantae; Streptophyta; Magnoliopsida; Brassicales; Brassicaceae.